AUGGCUUCAGGCUACGUCAACAACUAUAUUCCUCCUCUACCAAAAUCUCCAAUUGUACUACCUGACCUAAGCAAGCCCUACGACGUGAAUUUUUGUUUCCCUGUCAAACCUCUGGAGACAGAUCGAGUGAAACUGGUCCCUUUUAUCCCCUAUCUUCACGCUGCCGCCUUGUUCAAUGCAAUCAUCGCUAACCCAGAGACUAUGCGCUAUGCCGUUCUCCACGCCCAACACACUCGAAGAAUUUGA
This is a messenger RNA of Rhizoctonia solani, 246 nucleotides long. RefSeq lists its product as uncharacterized. Lineage: Eukaryota; Fungi; Basidiomycota; Agaricomycetes; Cantharellales; Ceratobasidiaceae. The coding region runs from base 1 to 246 and encodes 81 amino acids. The record is from RefSeq and is a predicted model, not a curated record. The transcript is spliced from 2 exons.